This is a messenger RNA of Eleginops maclovinus (Patagonian blennie), 1620 nucleotides long. Its product is annotated as tetranectin-like. Lineage: Eukaryota; Metazoa; Chordata; Actinopteri; Perciformes; Eleginopidae. Gene Ontology annotation, molecular function: signaling receptor activity. The coding region runs from base 66 to 677 and encodes 203 amino acids. The transcript has 3 exons. The record is from RefSeq and is a predicted model, not a curated record.
AGAGAGAGGAGGUGGAUAAAUUCUAAGCAUCCACUUUGGAGCAGCGUCAUUUAACAGGUCCCAUCAUGGAGUCCAAAGGAGUGUGUUUGGUGCUGGGAGUACUACUGCUGGUGAACUGCUCCUUGCAGCAGAGUUCAACAAGGAAGAAGCCAGUAAAAAAAGUGUUAUCAGACACAGCAAAGGAUUCUGUCAUUGAAGAUCUGCAGAAACAGAUCAAUGACAUUGUCCAAGAGCUCAACUUACUGAAGGAACACCAAGCCCUGCAGACAGUCUGUUUGAAAGGGGUGAAGAUCCACAACAAGUGUUUCUUGGCUGACAAAGUGAGAAAGAGCUACCACACAGCCAGUGAAGACUGCAACGCCCUGGGCGGGGUCCUCGGUAUGCCCACUUCCAGCGAUGACAACGACAAGCUCACAGACUACAUCCACCAGAUUAUCGGCCCAGAGGAGCAGGUCUGGCUUGGCCUCAACGACAUGGUAACCGAGGGCCGCUGGGUGGACCAGACCGGCUCCAGCAUCACAUACAAAAACUGGGACACGUCCAACCAUCGGUCCCCUCAGCCAGACGGCGGACAGUCCCACAACUGUGCCGUUCUGUCUGGGACAUCCCGUGGGAAGUGGUUUGACGAGAACUGUCGUGAGGAGAAGCCCUCUGUCUGCCAGUUCAACAUUGUUUGAUUGCAUGUAUCUCACCUUAAGCUGCACAUAGUUAUAGCUACUUUCAGUAGACCUACUCUUGCUGCAAUGACACUCUGCCUGCUAUUUCUAAAGGGGUUCAAACCAUUGGUUCUCAGCUGGUUUUGCAUUAGUAACAGAUUGUGAUUUAUAGGACUACCCUAUCUUGAUCUACUCACAGUCAACCUAUAUUUUGUUUGUCAGUUCAUCAUUUUAUAUGCUGAAUUAAUAAAUGUAAAGAAACUUAUCAUCACAUUCUUGUAAAAACAAGAUCGAGGUGGGUGUUUUUGCGUUAUUCUUUAAGUUGAGCCAUUCAGUUUUACCGAUCUGUGGAUUAAUCGACACAAUGGUAGUGUAAGUGGCACUUUAAAUGUCUUUAGGCCAGGACAGCCAUUCUUAUUUAGAAGUUGCAUUCAGGUGCAUAAGACAUACAGUACAGGGUUGUUGUUUUUGAAAAAGGUCUGGUGAUGUAUAAUUUGCAGCAUUCCUUGUGGUUUCCAUAAAACCAGGAAGAAAUAGUAAGCAAGAUAUUUUGGGACAUAAUCUCCUCCAAAGGACUAAAUCAUUUGGAAGAAUUUAAAACUCCUCCUCUUAAGAAAAACAAGAUUAUGUUUUAUCAUUUCAUAACAUAUCUCUUUGAUGUUCAUAAUUGAAAAUGACAGUACUCUGCAAUAUAAGCUGUAUAGGUGCUGGCACCGUUCACAAAUGUGGAAACUAGUUUGAAUUUUGUAUUGCUUUUUUAUUAUUAUCCCUGGUUGAGAACCUCUGCUUUAAACCAUUUCCCAUUAUUGUAUUUCAACGACAUGAUUCACAUGAAGUCAUUAAAAGUCAUAUUGCAUUAACAUUUAAAAAUCUUUAACCGCAUUUCUUUGAGGGAUUAUUUUAGUUUGCAUUCUUGUAGCCAGAUGUAACUUGAAAAAUACCAUCAAUAAACAAAUCAAAUCCA